AGCCCAGCGUGGCGACGCUCUAGCCGAAGUCUCUAAGGCAGGCGGGGUGGCAUAUCUACCGCUGGAGUGUAUCAAGCACUCUGGCCCCGGAAAAGGCCCCGCCUGCGUGUGCGCGACUGGUGGGUACAGGUCAUGGCGGGGCUUCCGGAGCUGGCAGUCUUCGACCUGGAUUACACGCUCUGGCCAUUCUGGGUGGACACGCACGUAGACCCCCCUUUCCACAAGAGAAGUGAUGGAACUGUACAAGAUAGGCGAGGCCAGACCAUCCAACUGUACCCGGAGGUGCCUGAGGUCCUGGAACGAUUUCGGAGCCUUGGGGUGCCCGUCGCUGCCGCUUCACGGACAGGCGAGAUUAAAGGGGCCAAACAGCUACUGGAGCUCUUUGACCUUGUGCGAUACUUUGUUCAUCAGGAAAUCUAUCCAGGCAGCAAGGUCACACACUUUGAGAGAUUGCAGCAGAAGACUGGAGUUCCUUUCUCCCAGAUGAUCUUCUUUGAUGAUGAGAUGCGGAAUAUUGUAGACGUCAGCAAACUGGGUACUGAGUGGUGUUACCUGCAUUCAUGUCCAGAAUGGAAUGAAUCUUCAAACCCUAACUCAAGGGUUAGAGACAUUUACAAAGGCCCAAGCCAGACCCUGAGGUCUAGUCCUGUGGAUAAGCCUCAUUUGAGGCAUAAAACUGAAGGAAAUCAGGAAGGCAUUUUCAGGUGCAUUUGUAAAUUAUUAAAGUGUAUUUGUGUGUGACAGAAGAGCUCUUAACCACAGUGUGGGUUGUUUCUAUUUUUCUCGCUUGUGAAUGGGGGUUGGCUAUCUGGAGGUGCCAAGACCAGAGUGUGAGGCAUUAGACUGCCUCAGGUUCUGUCUCACAAACUUGAGGCAAACCCAAGACUGUGGUGAUCCCCAUGUGCUUGCCCCAUCUCCAAUCCCUCUCCCAAGUUCUGUCAAGGGCAUGAAGAAGUAACUUCCCUGAACAUGGGACGUUAUGUGUGUUACCCUGCACAUUUCCUUCCAGGAAACAAAUACUUUGUUUUCAGGAAGAGUGGGAGUUGCCUUUUUACAUAGUCAAAAGUGAAGCGGCUGCUUUAAGAGGAGUCGGUGGAUUUGGGGCUGGUGGCUCCCAUCACGUUUGAAGUGGCCUUCUUGGUGCCUAUUGAUGAUGUCACCGUGGUGCCCCAAGGAGGGAUUGGCCAAGGCUGGUGAUCUCUGAUGAGAUGGCACCCUCUCAGGAGCAAGCGGAAGCAUACAGGACACUGUGGGGCAGAGGCUGCAGAGGCCAGGGUCGUGAUGAGUCGUCUCCACCGACUCUUCCAGAGGGGUGAGCCCGGGCAAGGCUGGUUGGCUGAGAGGCACUAGCUGUACGGGCUGAGGGGAGACCAGGCCCUGGGCAGGGAAGAGACCCAGGAGAUGAGUUGUCCCAAAACCUUGGCGAUGGCCUAGCAAGGUGUUUUCCAGUGCCAGGAGGCUGUGCCUUGUCGAGGAGCCUGGCUCUGUCUGCCCGCCUUCCUCCACCCCAGAAGGAAGCGCUCGUGGCGGCAGGGAAGGGCAUCUGAGGGGAGGGUGUGCCAGCUCCCACUGUUUAGGCUUGGGGCAUGAGUUUCCAGUCCUUACUUGAUGCUGGGCAAGAGGGAAUCUGAGGUGAUGAAGAAAGAGGGCUUCUCAAAGCUCCUAUCUGGUGGGGGAAAAUGAGCAAAAACUGGCAUUUAAAGUGUAUAGCACUCUGUGAUGCAGACGUUCCUGAAAACCAGGGGAGGUGAAACAGACGUCAGGGGUCCAGAAGACUAGACGUAUGCCAAGUAGGGAAUUGAGGUACCCCAGGAAAAGAUAACUGUGUGUGCAAAACAGGCAGGAAAGAGAACGGUAUAUUUAGGGGAAAGAGAAGUUCUGGUUGCUGUGCACUGAAAGGAAAAAGGAAAAUAGAAGUGUGAGUGGAGAGGUAUUCAAGGACCAGAUCACGAAGGACCUUGUAUGUUUCGUUUAAAAAGUUUUGGAUAUUAUCCUAUAGGCAACAGAGAGUAUGGAAGGAUUUUACGCAGACAAGGGCCCUCAGAUGUGGGUGGGGCAGGGAGUGGAUAACUCUGUUAGAAGUACAGAAGAUGAAAGGAAAAUUGAGAUCAGGUUUCAUUUCUCUAGCCCCCUGUGCUUCCUUCAAUUUGAACCUGUGGACCUUGGACACUUGCUAGGGUAGCAAGGGAACAGUAAUUAUAAGAAGUGACUGGACUCUGGUUGUCAUAGUGGGGAGGCUACGCAUGUGUGGGUACAGGGGGGAUAUGGGGAAUCUCUGUACCUUCUACUCAGUUGUGCUGUGAACCUAAAACUGCUCUA
Molecule: messenger RNA, 2319 nt
Organism: Rhinolophus ferrumequinum (greater horseshoe bat)
Lineage: Eukaryota; Metazoa; Chordata; Mammalia; Chiroptera; Rhinolophidae
Gene: MDP1
Product: magnesium dependent phosphatase 1
Exons: 6
Coding region: 133-741 (202 amino acids)
Molecular function (GO): acid phosphatase activity
Source: RefSeq, a predicted model, not a curated record